Perca fluviatilis (European perch) is the source of this 751-nucleotide messenger RNA. RefSeq names its product ribonuclease P/MRP 25 subunit-like (gene rpp25l). Gene Ontology annotation, molecular function: RNA binding. Gene Ontology annotation, cellular component: ribonuclease MRP complex. The transcript has 2 exons. The record is from RefSeq and is a predicted model, not a curated record. Gene Ontology annotation, biological process: tRNA 5'-leader removal. NCBI's taxonomy places the organism in Eukaryota, Metazoa, Chordata, Actinopteri, Perciformes, Percidae. The annotation marks the transcript as partial.
UACUUCCUCCACACAGGAGUGAAGAAGCUGCCGGCCUUCACGACAGUUCUCAUCGUGUUACGGUAACGUAAAGUGUCGCAGCAGAAGUAAACAUGUGGAGAGUUCAGUAGCCAAAUAACAAAAACACCUGAUGGAGAACUACAGUAAAGCUCGGACGGUGGAGCAGCCCUGCGUCUGUCCGUUCCCCGGCCUCCCCCCCGACACGCCGGAGGUCCGCGUCAGAGACGGCAGCAAGAUCCGCAACCUGCUGCGUUACGCUCUGAGCCGCGUGGAGGCCAAACCGCGGCCCGCGCCCACGCCCGAGGCCGGGACCGUGGCUGCCGAGGGACAACCGGAAGCAGCAGCAGCAGCAGCAGCAGCAGCGGCGGCAGCGGGCCGGCCGCUCUGCAAACACGUCGUCUUCACGGCGACCGGGAAAGGCGUGUCCAAGGCGGUCACGUGCGUGGAGAUCGUGAAGCGGCGCGUGAAGGGGCUGCACCAGCUCACGCGGCUGCUGUUCAGCCGCGUGGACGAGGUGUGGGAGCCGCUGGAGCCCGCCGCGGGCCUCGACAGCCUCACGGUCAGCAGGAACGUGCCCGCCAUCUGGAUCCUGCUCUGCAGGGAGCCGCUGGACGCCAGCCAGCCCGGGUACCAGGCGCCGGGCUGCUACGACGCCCUGUGGGCUCAGGCAGCCAGCAGGGAGGAGGCAGCAGCGGGGCUCAGCCGACAGAGACUGGGACACAAGAGGAAGAAGGGAGGAGGAGGAGGAGGA